Molecule: messenger RNA, 556 nt
Organism: Asparagus officinalis (garden asparagus)
Lineage: Eukaryota; Viridiplantae; Streptophyta; Magnoliopsida; Asparagales; Asparagaceae
Product: dynein light chain 1, cytoplasmic-like
Exons: 3
Coding region: 1-456 (151 amino acids)
Biological process (GO): microtubule-based process
Cellular component (GO): dynein complex
Molecular function (GO): dynein light intermediate chain binding; dynein intermediate chain binding
Source: RefSeq, a predicted model, not a curated record
AUGCCCAUCAUCAAGCCCGUCCGCACCGUCCUGUUCGAGCUCACCCUGGCCAGAGCCUUCUUCACCUACGUCUCCACCGAGUUCCCGCUCGUCCUCUCUUUGAACCCUGCCCUCGUCCACCAUGUGGCUCUCGUUGGUCACCUUCAGCACGGUGACACUGACAUGCUGCAGACUAUGCAGCAAGAAGCCCUCCAUCUCGCAGGGAAAGCCCUUGAUGAGUUUGAUAUCACAGACUCCACUGAGAUUGCACGCUUCAUCAAGAAGGAGUUCGACAAGUUGUAUGAUCCAGGGUGGCAAUGCAUCGUUGGUACUGAUUUUGGCUCAUUCGUCACACAUCACAGGGGUUGCUUCAUCUAUUUUAGUAUAGGAAGCCUUGCAAUCUUGCUCUUCAAGGGAUCAGCAGCUCCUCACGUCGAGACUGAGCGGUCAAUAGCGAAGGAGCUGGUGAAGGCAUGAAUCCUCUGCUUUUUUAUUAUUAUCCUCUGACCCUUAUUGUUGUUAUUUUAAAGGGGAUAAAUUGUAAUGUAAUGAGGAAUACAUCUCCUGUUUUGCUUCA